Messenger RNA from Penicillium angulare, 1965 nucleotides. Its product is annotated as glycoside hydrolase family 16 protein. NCBI's taxonomy places the organism in Eukaryota, Fungi, Ascomycota, Eurotiomycetes, Eurotiales, Aspergillaceae. Gene Ontology annotation, biological process: glucan catabolic process. Bases 1 to 1965 code for a protein of 654 amino acids. Gene Ontology annotation, molecular function: hydrolase activity, hydrolyzing O-glycosyl compounds. The record is from RefSeq and is a predicted model, not a curated record. The transcript has a single exon.
AUGCUAUCCUCAUCGCUAUCGCUCGGCGCAGGGUCGCUGUUUCUUCUAUGGCUUUCGUCGCCUGCAAAGGCCGGGGAGUAUGAAUUGUUCGAGACCUGGCAAGGAAAGGACUUUUUCGAGUACUUCAAUUUCUACACCGGCGCAGAUCCGACAAAUGGAUGGGUCAAUUAUCUAGAUCAAUCUAGCGCAGAGAGCGCAGGGUUGGUGAAAGUCACCGAGAAAGGCACCGUCUACAUUGGAGUCGACCAUGAAACAACCCUCAGCCCCAGCGGUAAAGGUCGUGAUUCAGUUCGCGUCGGCACCCACAAAUAUUAUGGCCAGUCGCUCGUGAUUGCAGAUAUUGCUCAUAUGCCCGGAAAUGCCUGCGGUAGCUGGCCUGCCUUCUGGACGGUCGGCAGAGAAUGGCCUCAGGAUGGCGAGAUUGAUAUCAUCGAGGGCGUUAAUAUGCAGGAUCACAACGAAAUUGUCAUGCACACGGCCGGAACCUGCGCAUUGACGGAUGAGGGGAUGUCUGGAUACGUCAACGCGACCACUUGUGGAGAGGCACUGGGUCCAGUGGGAUGUGUUAUCGAAGGUCAAAAAGGCAGCUAUGGUGAUUCAUUCAACGCACAAGGAGGAGGUGUAUAUGCUAUGGAAUGGACCGAGCAGUUCUUGAAGAUCUGGUUCUUCCCACGUCAUGCAAUUCCGGCCUCGAUUACAAGUGGCGAUCCAAAUACCCAGGAAUUCGGAAUGCCCAUGGCUCUCGUGCAGGAAGGUUGUGAUGUCGCGAACAGUUUCAAGGCGCAGUCAUUUGUUUUCGAUGUAACUUUCUGUGGUGACUGGGCUGGUGGUGUCUUCGGAGAGUCUGGCUGUCCUAUGACUAGCUCUGAUUCUUUCGCCAGCUGCACCAAUUUUGUCGCCCAGAAUCCCCAGAAGUUCAAGGAUACCUACUGGGAGAUCAACUCUGUCAAGGUUUACCAAACUGGGGUGAAAGGUCCAUCCGUACCAUCUUCUCCGCAUACCUCUGCGCCUCACGAAACCUCUGAACUGCCAUUUACUGAAAGUCACACUUCGAAAACCCACACAAAGCCAGCGCAUACUUCGUCAGAGACACAUGCUGUUGAGAUCGAGACUCAUGCUACCAAGGCUGUCCAAACUUCCCCAUCGAUUCCUACUAAGCCUGUCGAGAAGCCUACCCAGGCGUCUGAGCAGAUCUUCAGUGUCGAAAACGUUGCCACAUGGCCCGCCGCUGCUCAUAUCUCCCAGGUCGCAUCUGAGCCCGUACCUGAAGCACCAAUCGAACAGCCUUCUGUCACUGAGCACCAUAAACCCGCCGCCACUAGAUACGUCACCGAGUUUGUCACCGGUACUAUCUCACUCUGCUCUUCUGGAGAAAACUCAUCACCGGCUCCGCCUGCCACCUCUGCCGCGAAGCCUUCAAUUGACAUUUCGCAAGCUCACCACUCCAUCCACGCCAAUCACAAUUCAGCUUCACCUAAAAUUGAGCCUCCGACUGUGUGGCAGAACGUGAACCAGGGCGCGGAAGAGGCCAAGAAGCAACCUCAUUCUGAAAUCACCACUCCUUCUGCCCCAUCAACUCCAACCGGCAUUCCCCAAGGCUUUUCAGCACCAAGCUCGGUCCCAAGUGGCGCAGAUGCUCUUCACGGUCGUCCCUCAAGCUCAGAAAUUCAAAUGACGAGAUUGAAUGUCCCUACCACGUCUGCUCAAUCCUCCGCGGCUGGCCCUGGAAAGAAUUCAGAUCCUGUGAAGCCCCAGCCAACCGGCGCAUCGCCGCAGACUUCCAAGCCUAUUAUCCCACGUCCAUCUGGAAGCUCCGCUGCCUCUGGUAGUGCUUUCCACUCCUCUUCAGGAGCUCCGGGCGCAUCGGGCUCUGCCAUGGGCCAGGUAUUCACUGGCGCAGCGGACCGGUUGUCUCUCAAGGUUCCCAUGCUUUUCGUUGCCUUUUUCCUUACCCUGGCUGUAUAG